This is a messenger RNA of Geodia barretti, 234 nucleotides long. The record is from the annotation of a GenBank genome assembly. NCBI's taxonomy places the organism in Eukaryota, Metazoa, Porifera, Demospongiae, Tetractinellida, Geodiidae.
CUGCACGAGGCCACCCUGGCACUGCCCUACCACUUCAGAAAGGCAGACCUCUACCAGGAGGGAGAUGGAGAAGGACAACGGACACUCAAGAGACAAGGGUCACUCAAACGCUCCCUCUCUCUCAAGAAGAAGUCGUCAGUGAGGGAACCAGGGAAGGAGACUCCUGUGAAGAGAACUGACUCGUUUGGUAACAAGAAGGAGCUCGUCAUCAGAAGAACUGGCUCUCUCAAGUGA